AAUCCAUUAUCUUUAUAUUGUACUACCAACUAGAUAAGAUCCAUUUCAGCAACUAGUACUAUUUUAUUGCCUAAUUUAUUUAUUUAUUUAUCUUCAGUACAACCAACUUUCUAAAUGAAUCAACACAAAUGCGUGAUUUCUUUUCUAUUUUCAUUUAAAUUUAAUUUCAACAUAGUAUUAUUAUUAGAAAAAAAAAAUAAAACAUAUGAAAUGGAUUAACACGAAAAGCGUAUUCUCAAAAAGAAUACUAGUACUAGUAGUAGCUGACCAUUUUACCUAUAAUUGUGUUUGGGCCUAGCAGGACAACAAAGAAAAUAGCAUAAAGUAUAAUAAAAGCAAUAAUAAUAAUAAUGUCGCCGGUGCCGGAGGAAACAACGGCAAUAGAUUACGUAAUGGAAGCAGCAUCUGGUGCACACUUUUCCGGUCUCCGAUUUGAUGGGCUUCUCACUUCUACUUCAUCUUCACCACGCGCUUCUCCUACUCCUACACCCACGCACUUCUCCACUACUAAUCCACUUGAUUCUACUAUCCCUAAACAGCCUUUUGUUAUCGGGGUUUCUGGAGGUACAGCGUCAGGUAAAACUACAGUGUGUGAUAUGAUCAUCCAACAACUUCAUGAUCAUCGUGUUGUGCUGGUCAAUCAGGACUCAUUCUACCGUGGUUUGACACUUGAAGAAAUGAAACGUGUCCAUGAGUAUAAUUUUGAUCACCCAGAUGCUUUUGACACUGAGCAGCUCUUAGAGUGCGUUGAAAAGUUAAAGUCUGGGAUGUCGGUCCAAGUUCCAAUAUAUGACUUUAAAACCCAUCAAAGAUGUUCUGAUAGCUUCCGCCAGGUGAAUGCAUCUGAUGUUAUCAUCUUGGAGGGAAUUCUUGUUUUCCAUGAUGCACGUGUUCGCAAUCUGAUGAGUAUGAAGAUCUUUGUUGAUACAGAUGCUGAUGUGAGGCUUGCUCGUAGAAUAAGACGUGACACAGUGGAGAGGGGUAGAGACAUAAACUCAGUACUUGAACAGUAUGCAAAGUUUGUCAAGCCUGCUUUUGAUGAUUUUGUUCUUCCAUCAAAGAAGUUUGCUGAUGUCAUCAUACCUAGGGGAGGCGAUAAUCACGUUGCUAUUGAUUUGAUUGUCCAACAUAUUCGCACAAAACUUGGUCAGCAUGAUCUUUGCAAGAUAUAUCCAAAUGUCUAUGUUAUCCAGUCAACUUUUCAGAUUAGAGGCAUGCAUACAUUAAUUCGAGAUAAAGAUAUUUCAAAGCAUGACUUUGUUUUUUAUUCUGAUCGGCUAAUUCGUCUGGUUGUGGAGCAUGGUCUUGGCCAUUUGCCCUUCACUGAGAAGCAAAUAGUCACUCCAACAGGGUCAGUAUACACUGGUGUUGAUUUUUGCAAAAAGUUGUGUGGAGUAUCCAUUAUUCGAAGUGGUGAAAGUAUGGAAAAUGCACUACGUGCUUGCUGCAAGGGUAUUAAAAUUGGGAAAAUCCUGAUCCACCGUGAUGGUGACAAUGGGAAACAGCUUAUAUAUGAAAAACUUCCAAAAGACAUAUCGGAGCGGCAUGUCCUGCUUCUGGACCCGGUACUUGCUACAGGUAAUUCUGCUAACCAGGCGAUUGAACUGCUUAUACAGAAAGGAGUUCCAGAAUCCCACAUUAUUUUCCUAAACCUCAUCUCUGCACCUGAGGGAAUACAUUGUGUUUGCAAACGCUUCCCCUCUUUAAAAAUUGUCACGUCAGAGAUUGAUCAGUCCCUAAAUGAAGAGUAUCGUGUCAUACCGGGUUUGGGGGAGUUUGGUGAUCGGUACUUUGGCACUGAUGACUGAUACCACACAUUUUGCGGAGAGUCAAUAUUGAUGUGCCCCGGUAUUGCAACUUUAGCUCCCUCCAAAUGGGGAUCUGUUAUCAGUCUCUUGUUUUGGUUUAUGAACUGUUUCAGCACACGUAUAGAGAACACUCAUACUGGAAAUUCUUGAUGGAUGUCGGUCGAUGUAAAAUCUAAACGACCCGUUGCAAUAUUGAAGCACAUAUUGCUUAAUGUGAAACAUGCAUCUCUCUUCAA
Capsicum annuum is the source of this 2044-nucleotide messenger RNA. RefSeq names its product uridine/cytidine kinase UKL1, chloroplastic. Gene Ontology annotation, cellular component: chloroplast; cytoplasm. The coding region runs from base 351 to 1808 and encodes 485 amino acids. Gene Ontology annotation, molecular function: kinase activity; ATP binding. The transcript has 14 exons. The record is from RefSeq and is a predicted model, not a curated record. Lineage: Eukaryota; Viridiplantae; Streptophyta; Magnoliopsida; Solanales; Solanaceae.